AUGGGAAAAGAGUUUGAAAAGCUUAAGGAUGAUGUGAAAGAGCCAUUUAAGGAAACAGAACUCGGGUUAAAGGAGAAACAAAAGAAAUUCGAGGAAAGGGUGGAGGAAAAACAAAACGGCUUGAAUAAAGAUGUAGGAGCCCAGGCUAAAGAAUGUGAACAAAGAAAGACUGAGAUUGCUGAAGGUGAAGAUAAAAAAGCAUUUGAUAAUGAACCUCACUCAUCCAUAGACGAGAUUCAUUCAAGAGCAGCUGUAAAGUUGAAGGUUGCUCUGGCUGAAGCUGACGAAGAAGAAUUGAACGUGGUGGCCUACAGUAAAUGGAAAGACACUGAAAUAUCUGACGUUGAAGAUGAUACGCAUCCUUAUAUCGACACAUCAUCAUUAUUUCGAUGGAGACAUCAGGCACGAAUAGAACGCAUGGAAGAGCAAAGACGAUGCAAGAAAGAAACUGAAAAAGAACAUAUUGUGCAAUAUGAAAAGUUCGUAAAGAAUUCUGAAAUGCUACGACGGUAUAAUGACAGCAAGCGUUUCCUGACGCGUCAACCGGAGCAUGAAAGUGAACAUACAGCAAAUUAUUUGGUUAUUUGGUGCAUACAUUUCGAGAUGGAGGAGAAACAUGACCUAAUGAAUCAUGUGUCUCACCUACGUAUUUGUAUUCAGUACAUACAGGAACGGCACAAAAAGUCUAUCUUUUUUGCUUCAUAUGUCUUACCUACAAAGGCAGACAAUGUUCAAGAUAUUAAAAUCAGAACUUAA
Molecule: messenger RNA, 756 nt
Organism: Schistocerca nitens (vagrant locust)
Lineage: Eukaryota; Metazoa; Arthropoda; Insecta; Orthoptera; Acrididae
Product: hsp90 co-chaperone Cdc37-like
Exons: 4
Coding region: 1-756 (251 amino acids)
Biological process (GO): protein stabilization; protein folding
Cellular component (GO): cytoplasm
Molecular function (GO): protein kinase binding; protein-folding chaperone binding; heat shock protein binding
Source: RefSeq, a predicted model, not a curated record